Molecule: messenger RNA, 312 nt
Organism: Dovyalis caffra
Lineage: Eukaryota; Viridiplantae; Streptophyta; Magnoliopsida; Malpighiales; Salicaceae
Source: the annotation of a GenBank genome assembly
AUGAACAAAAGCUCCACUUUCCGGUGUGGACAUAGGCUGGAGUUGAAGCUGGUGAUGACAUGGACGCCGAGUGCUUGGAGGAGAAGACAUGCUUCUGGUCCCGGUGUUGGAGGAGACAUUCCUUGCGUUGGAGACACGGGAACCGUUGUUGAAGGUGGCGGGCUUGAACUUAUGCCGGGGAUCGUUGAUGGGCUUUCGAGGGAGGUGAGGACAUCGCCGAUGGAGGUGAUGAGACUAGGGGGACAGUGGGGGAGGUGUCAUGGCGGGGGUGGGGCGGAUGUAGUUGGUGAAGGUUCGACGACCGGUAGCUGA